This is a messenger RNA of Morchella sextelata, 381 nucleotides long. RefSeq lists its product as uncharacterized. The transcript has 4 exons. The record is from RefSeq and is a predicted model, not a curated record. The coding region runs from base 1 to 381 and encodes 126 amino acids. NCBI's taxonomy places the organism in Eukaryota, Fungi, Ascomycota, Pezizomycetes, Pezizales, Morchellaceae.
AUGAUCAAAAUGUGGGUUUUAUUUUUAUCUCGUGGUAGAUAUCGAUGUCGUAGCACAGAACGACGUGUGCAGUGGAACACGCGAGACUCGGGGCGCAAGAGCUUUACCGGGGUCCAGGGAACAUCACAUCGACACCUGUACGUUCAAACUCCUUCACUGGGGUACGGUCAACACGGAGCUCAACCAAGUCGAGCUCACCACAAGACAACCUGUUACGGCCUUAAAUGGCGAGAGUUGAAUAUAAGCAGAAACCAAUUCGAUCCAUAUGCAAGUACAAGUAAUUCGUAUGGUCGUUUUAUCCCUUUAUAUAUGAGCUGCCAAACUCAUAAACUCCCGUCCCUAGAAUACCCGAAUCAGACGCAAGCCAUAUCAGGCACAUGA